ACAAGGCCUGCUCCAAAAGGUCAAAUGGCACUUCCAUCACUGUGUAAGGUUUGUUAUGCUCCGUACUAUGUGCGUUUACGUCCGUCAGUCGGCCAAGAGAUUGACGCUGCGUCGCACGUCAGGGUAGCAACUUUUCGUGCGUACAAUACGCCUGCUACUGAUUUGUCGUUGUUCUCAACUGCGGAUGUUCGAUAACUGGGACUUAGAACUUUGCAGAACCCCCUCGAAACCGUUGUUUAAAGCCUGUCCCUGCGUCAACUCACUCUUCGUUUUCGACGUGUUUCGACCCAUUCACCACUCUGACUUCACCUAUAUAUUAUAUAUGACGAAGUAGAGGUCCAUCGGUAGAACAACGGAAACUUUAUUUUCGACGUUUCAACCGGAGUCUGGUCUUCGUCAGGAAUGGGUAACAACGAAAGGUUUGGUCAUACUUAUGCAAAAUUACGGUGCAAGUCCAUUUUUCACGGCGUCUGGAGCGAUGGUAAGAAGUCGUUACAAAGAUGUCCGGGUGCGCUAGGUAAACUAGGCUUCCGAGAAAAUGAACCGACCCACAACAAUUAUCUGUAAGCUGCCUUGUCAUUGGUCAUUUAGAUAUCGUCUUCAUUUUAGUUUUACUGGAAGCAACCAAUGUUUCCCUUUUUAAUGCCCGCACGUCCGGAAUUUUCCGCCGCUGUUGAUUAUCUUUGGCGUCUGGCAGAAAUAUCGUUUUCGUCUCAAGUGCUAAUGCUGAAACCUAGUUGGAUUAGUGUCCUGCGCCGCUGAGCUGUUCUGAUACGGUGCAAUAAGUAUUAACUAGCCAUGCUUUACUUUCUCAAGAGGUCUCACAAGGAAGCACUAAAGAGUGUCGACAAGAGCAAGACGAAUGUCGACGGGGUAAAACGGAAAGCCGCGGCACCCAAGGAAAGACCCGAAUGUAGCACAGGGCCUCCACAACAUAGAAUAACAGCAGCCCAGCCAUCAGUGGCAGACUACAUCAGGAGCUCGAAGCCUCCGUUCGGCCAGACUCAAGAUUCAAUCUCCUGCAAAGGGGCAGCGAAAGCGGUUUUUCAUGCUGUAAACCUGCAGCGCCGAAUGCGUGACGGUGCAGCCCUGCAGGUGGCUGAAGUGAGCAGCUCGAAGAGGGUACUGACUCCUGACAAGCUGGCAGCCGUGGGCACAGUUUGUCAUGGGCGCCCCUCCCCCCGAACCGAAAUCCUGGAUGCCUUCGACAUGUACAUCGGGCAAGCACCCUUUGAUGUAUCGCCUGGAUACGGGAGGGCCUCAUUAACAAGUAUAUCGCGGAGUAACUUCAAGAUAUCGAUAGGGAGCUGCAGUUUUAAGCUACUUCUGGGAACUGACUCAGUUUUUCUGCAGAUGUGAUGACGGUGCUGGGUUAUUUGCUUUUGUCAUGCACGUAAUAUAUCUGUUUCGUCAACUGUA
Messenger RNA from Ixodes scapularis (black-legged tick), 1419 nucleotides. RefSeq lists its product as uncharacterized. Bases 799 to 1359 code for a protein of 186 amino acids. Lineage: Eukaryota; Metazoa; Arthropoda; Arachnida; Ixodida; Ixodidae. The transcript is spliced from 4 exons. The record is from RefSeq and is a predicted model, not a curated record.